Messenger RNA from Guillardia theta CCMP2712, 1086 nucleotides. RefSeq lists its product as hypothetical. The transcript has a single exon. Bases 1 to 1086 code for a protein of 361 amino acids. Gene Ontology annotation, molecular function: glycosyltransferase activity. NCBI's taxonomy places the organism in Eukaryota, Cryptophyceae, Pyrenomonadales, Geminigeraceae. Gene Ontology annotation, cellular component: Golgi apparatus. The record is from RefSeq and is a predicted model, not a curated record.
AUGUCGAUACCAUGUCCUGCCAGGUUUUCCACAAGGAGACUUCGAUGGGCUAUCGUUGCCUUCAUCAUCUUGAUGCAACUUGUAGCCGUCAUCUUUUCUUCUAUCGGUCAGGUCUCCUGGUUAGACAUCCUCAUGCCUGACCCAUUCAGAGAUGGCGUCAUCGCAAACAUGUCCCGCAGAUCCUCGCAGAUAUGUCUUGCUCAGGCUCGUAAGGUCGAGGGUGUCUAUGUGGACCCGAGGCUGCGCCAGCCAGGCAACCUCGUCGUGACCGCCGCCAACCAUGGUUACCUGGACAUGCUGGAUAGCUGGAUGUGCUUUGCGGACAGGACAGGCUGGCAGUACUUGGUGCUGGCGUUCGAUCUGAAGCUGUACAGACACAUCACCCACGCCCAUCCGAACAAGACGUCGUGCCCUGUCUUCGACAGCAAGGUGGAGCUGUCAAGACCGAGUAAUUUCCAGUCUUCAGUCUUCAACAUUGUAUCUUGUCUGAAGAUCAAGGCAGUAGCCAACCUUCUCCAUCACGGGUACUCGGUGUUAUUCCUCGACGUGGACGUGCGAUGGAAGCAAGACAUCUGGAAGAUCGUCAGGUCGUCGCCGUGCGACUACACGUUUCAGAUCAACCGGCAUGAAUACCAAGGCGUCCCCUUCACGUACAGCGGGAGCGAUGAAGGGAACACGGGGGUGUACUACGCGAAGCCGACGAGGGCGGUGAGAGACCUGUUCCAGCAAGUAGCCAACGGGUCUUGUCUGUCGCCGCUGGAGCUUGACGAUCAGACGUUGUUUUGGAACGAGCUGCGAUCACGGUUCUUGAGUCAGCGGGCGGUUUUCUUCCACGAGGCAGUGAACGGGUCGUCAGCGCAUCCAGCGUGGCAGACGAAGCUGCCGGCAGACAAGCUCAGCUUCUGCCCGUUUGACCCCUACCAGAUAGCCUCGGGCUGGGCGCUGAGAGUGACAGACGAGGCGCGGGAGGCGCUUGGUGUGCUUCUUGUGCAUGCCAACUAUCUGGUGGGGAAGAGGCCGAAGGUUGAGAACCUGCAGAGGAUCGGGUACUGGGACUGUCCGCCUGCACAGAAGCAGCAUGAAUGA